This is a messenger RNA of Entrophospora sp. SA101, 1239 nucleotides long. NCBI's taxonomy places the organism in Eukaryota, Fungi, Glomeromycota, Glomeromycetes, Entrophosporales, Entrophosporaceae. The record is from the annotation of a GenBank genome assembly.
AUGAUUGAAAAGAUAUUGAAAACUGAAGUUUCUGCUGUUAUACAAAUCAUAGCACAACUUUCAAAAAAUCGUGUUGGAUUUGAUGUUGAGUUUUGCAAUAAUUGGGGUGUUGGUGCUACAACAUGGCACAUAGCUCUUAUUAUCGUUGGCAAAACUUUUGGUGUAGCAAUAGCAGCAUUAGGAUUUUCUUUAUAUUGCAAUCGUUAUGAUAUUAAUAAUGGUUUUAAAAAGUUUAUAGAACAAGUGGAAUGUAAACCUGCAAAUACCGGAUCAUUGAAAAAUGAUGAAGAUGUUAAAGAUUUGCACAUGGAUGAAAAGUUUGAAAAAUACAUAAGAUCUCUCCAGAAACAAAUAAUAUCAGAGAUUGAAUCAAUUGAUGGCAAGAAGUUUCUGAUUGAUGAAUGGAAACGUAGUAACGAAAGUGGCGGUGGUGGAAUUUCAUGUAUUUUACAAGAUGGCAAUGUUUUUGAAAAGGCCGGUGUAAAUAUUUCAGUGGUUUAUGGUUUAUUACCACCAGCAGCAGCAAAUCAGAUGAAAGCAAGACACAAAGAUAUUGAUCCUACAAAAGGACCUUAUCCAUUUUUUGUUGCUGGGAUCUCAAUCGUGAUGCAUCCUCAUAAUCCAAAUGCUCCAACCAUACAUAUGAAUUAUCGUUACUUUGAAAUUAUAAAUCCAGAAACCGGUAAAUCUAUAUGGUGGUUCGGUGGAGGAUCCGAUUUAACACCAUGUUAUCUUUAUGAAGAUGACGCAAUUCAUUUUCAUAAAACUUUAAAAGGUGCAUGUGAUGCUCAUGAUCCCACCUAUUAUCCAAGAUUUAAAAAAUGGUGUGAUGAAUACUUUUAUUUGAAACACCGCGAAGAAGCACGUGGUGUAGGUGGUAUAUUUUUUGAUGAUUUAGAUGAGAAAAAACCUGAAGAAAUAUUUGAAUUUGUUAAACAAUGUGGUGAUGCACUUUUGCCUUCUUAUAUACCAAUUGUGAAACGAAGAAUGAACAUGAAAUUCACCAAGGAGCAGAAACGUUGGCAACAAAUACGUAGAGGACGUUAUGUAGAAUUUAAUUUGUUGUGGGAUCGUGGCACAAAGUUUGGGUUACAAACUCCUGGUGCAAGAAUUGAAAGCAUUUUUAUGUCUUUGCCAUUGACUUCCAGAUGGGAAUAUAUGCAUUCACCUGAGAAAAACAGCAUUGAAGAAAAAUUAAUUGAGGUCUUAAAAAAUCCACGCGAUUGGGCUUCACAAUAA